AGGCUAACCCUUGUAGAAAGUAUACCAUUAGGUUUAAAGUAUGAAAAAAACGCCACCAUUCAUCCGUCCACUGUCUCUGCACUACAUGAUCUAGUCGUAAAUGCUAAUACCAGUAUUCAUAUCGCCUCUUACUAUUGGUCAAUGAGAGGCAAAGACUUAUCCUACCAUGAUGACACUUCAAAACCUGGUGAAAACUUGUUUGAAUCCUUGCUACAAGCUGGUAAAAAUAAAGUCAAAAUUCAAAUUGUUCAGAAUUUACCGUCCAAAGUUUAUCCAGAUAAUGAUACUAAAAUAUUAGCUAAAGAAGCCAAUGCUGAAGUAAGAACGUUAAAUAUGACCAAGCUAAUUGGCAAAGGUAUUUUGCACACCAAACUGUGGAUAUUUGAUGAGAAACAUUUCUAUGUUGGUAGUGCUAAUCUAGACUGGAGAUCUUUUACUCAGGUUAAAGAACUUGGAAUAGUUGUAAAAGACUGUUCCUGUUUAGCGAAAGAUAUGAUGAAGAUUUUUGAAGUUUACUGGUUUUUAGCUAAUGAAGAAAAAAUACCAAGUUCUUACGCAUCUAAAUAUUUGACUAAGAUUAAUAUUGGAAACCCUGAUUUCAUCAGAUAUAAUGACAAUCAAACAGCUCAUAUCUAUCUCUCAAGUUCCCCUCCCCAACUGUGUCCAGGGUUAAAAACACGAGAAGAGAGGACAACUGAUGAGAAUGCUAUAUUAUCAGUAAUAUCUGAGGCUAAAAGCUAUAUUUACAUUGCCGUUAUGGACUAUUACCCUACUACACUCUAUAAUGUUAAAAAUAUCUACUGGCCUAAUAUAGAUGAUGCAUUAAGAAAAGCUGCGUUUGAUAGAGCGAUACAUGUCAGGUUGCUGGCCAGUCAUUGGAAUCAUACCAGAUACGAGAUGUUUAAUUAUUUACGAUCAUUAUUCUCAAUCAGCAAAAAAAAUGUCAGUAUUGAAGUGAAAGUGUUCCGAGUGAACUAUACUGCAGAUCAAGCUAAAAUACCAUUUUCUCGAGUAAAUCACAAUAAAUAUAUGGUUACAGAUAAACAUGCUUAUAUUGGAACGUCAAAUUGGUCUGGAGAUUAUUUUAUAAAUACAUGUGGUGUGGGAUUUAUAUUGAAACCUAAUAGUACAACGAAAUCAGGUGAAGACGUGAGAAAACAGUUGGAGGAAGUGUUUCUCAGGGACUGGUACUCUCCUUAUGCUUUUAAUAUCUAUAGAAACCAUUCCAUAAAACCCUAUCCUCAUCGUGACCCUCUACGAUAUCAGGAACUGUAA
This is a messenger RNA of Lottia gigantea (owl limpet), 1275 nucleotides long. RefSeq lists its product as hypothetical. The transcript is spliced from 8 exons. Gene Ontology annotation, molecular function: catalytic activity. Lineage: Eukaryota; Metazoa; Mollusca; Gastropoda; Lottiidae. The record is from RefSeq and is a predicted model, not a curated record. The annotation marks the transcript as partial.